AUUGAUGCUAAUUGAGUUCGAGAAACAGAUUGGGACUCAAACCAAAUUAAGUUAAAUAGAAACAAUCAUGAAACAUUUAAGAAAUCAAGUUGGACACCUCCUCGUUAGUAGGACUUAUUUUUUUCUAAAAAGAAAAGUUAUCUAGGGUUGGAAUGAAUCCAUAAAGGCACUGCAGUUGUGAAUAGAAUAAUAAUAACUUGGGUUCCUUGAUUGCUCCUUGCCUCUUUUUGCCUAGGCGAACAAUUAAAUGCCCACAUUAUUCAGAUUUGCAAUUGCAGUUGAGUUGGGGCCACCCUCCUUCUUCCAAAUCCAGAAAGUCAAGUCAACCCAACCGGACCCAAUGUCCUAUAUAUAUUCAUGGACAUCCUCCUCUGCUCUCUAACCUUUCCCCACUCAUCACUUAUAAUCCUUUCUUCCCACAAUCAUGGUGGUGGCACCUUUCAGUGGCGCUGCAGCCGGCGGAAACUUGAGGAGCUUCGGCCUGCAAGUCCUCACCGGCCGGUGGUUCAUGGUCUUCGCCUCCCUCCUCAUCAUGUCCGUCUCGGGAGCCACCUACAUGUUCGGCCUCUACUCCACCGACAUCAAAUCUUCCCUGGGCUACGACCAGACUACUCUGAAUCUCCUCAGCUUCUUCAAGGACCUCGGUGGCAACGUUGGAGUUCUAUCCGGCCUCAUCAACGAGGUCACGCCGCCCUGGGUAGUGCUUCUCAUCGGCGCCGCCAUGAACUUCUCCGGCUACUUCAUGAUCUGGCUCAUCGUCACCGGCAAACUGGCCAAGCCCAGCGUCUGGCAAAUGUGUCUCUACAUCUGCAUCGGCGCAAAUUCCCAGUCCUUUUCCAACACCGGCGCUUUGGUCACCUGCGUCAAGAACUUCCCCGAGAGCCGAGGAAUCGUUUUGGGCCUCUUGAAAGGCUUUGUCGGACUUAGCGGCGCCAUUCUGACGCAGCUUUAUCAUGCUUUCUAUGGCGACAAUUCCAAGUCUCUAAUCUUGCUCAUCGCCUGGCUGCCCACCGCCAUUUCCUUCAUUUUCCUUCGGACCAUUCGGAUCAUGAAGACUGUUCGCCAAACGAAUGAAGUCACGGUUUUCUACAAUCUUCUGUAUAUCUCUCUCGGCCUCGCCGGGUUCCUCAUGCUCAUAAUUAUCGUUCAGAAUAGGGCCAGCUUUUCCAGGACCGAAUACGGCGCCAGCACCGGAGUUGUGCUGGUUCUUCUCUUCGCGCCGCUUCUUGUAGUCGUGCAAGAAGAGCUCAAGUCAUGGAAGGUCAAGAAACAAGUGUUGAAUGGCUCGAGUUCUCAGGUACAAGUAGUCACUGAGAACCCACCAACACCGGCGGUGGAACUGGAACUACCGACUUUGCCUGCCAGGGACCUAAAAAGCCCGAAAAAGACUGAUUCUUGCUGGAGCAAUGCAUUCCGUCCGCCGGACCGAGGAGAGGACUACACCAUCCUACAAGCAGUCUUCAGCAUCGACAUGAUAAUUCUCUUCGUCGCCACGGCAUGCGGGGUCGGAGGCACGCUGACGGCGAUAGACAACCUCGGCCAGAUCGGCCGGGCCCUGGGCUACCCCGCCUCCGCCACCACCACCUUCAUCUCCCUCGUGAGCAUAUGGAACUAUCUCGGCCGGGUCGCCUCUGGCUUUGCCUCGGAAAUCUUCCUCUCCAAGUACAAAUUCCCUCGCCCCCUGAUGUUCUCUCUCGUGUUCCUCCUCUCUUGCUUCGGCCACCUCCUCAUCGCCUUCGGUGUGCCCAAUUCGCUCUACAUUUCCUCCAUAGUCAUUGGCUUCUCCUUCGGAGCUCAAUGGCCGCUGCUCUUCGCCAUCAUAUCUGAGGUUUUCGGCCUCAAAUACUACUCCACUCUGUUAAAUUUUGGCGCCGUGGCAAGCCCGGUUGGAAUGUACAUUCUCAACGUGAAGAUCGCGGGACGGCUUUACGACCAGGAAGCUCUGAAGCAAAUGGAGGCCAAGGGGCUGAAAAGGCACGCCGGAGAGGACUUGACGUGCAUUGGCGUAGAAUGUUACAAGAAGGCUUUCAUUGUCAUCACUGCUGCCACGCUGUUUGGGUGCGUUGUCUCGCUGGUUUUGGUGCUUAGAACGAGGAAGUUCUACAGAGGUGAUAUAUACAGGAAGUUCAAAGAGCAGGCCGAGGCGACGGCGGGGGCAAAUGGGGUAGUGCAGCUAAGGGAGGUGGCUUCCGGCACCGCCGUGGCUGGCUCUGCAAGUACAAACCCUGACGGCGCCACUGCCGGAAUCCCGUCUACCGCCGCCAAGCCCCACGAAAGAAAAUGACGUCGACGAAAAGUUGAUUAGUAACUUACUUUUUGGUCUUUUGCUAAAGGAUUUGUGAAUUAUUAGAAUCCUAUGUAACACGACCACUUACUGCAUAUUUCCAUCCCAAUAAUUACAGAAAGAACAGGUUUACAUCUUAUUUUCAUCGAAGCCAUUAAUGUCGGCAUGCGCAUGAUUUGAACUGGGCUGGCUACUGGUUGCUGUGAACCCCAUCCACUGCUACGGAGCCCUCAUUGUAAAGGUGGUCAGGCAAUAUAUAAGUCUUGGUGU
Messenger RNA from Diospyros lotus (date-plum), 2554 nucleotides. RefSeq lists its product as uncharacterized. Lineage: Eukaryota; Viridiplantae; Streptophyta; Magnoliopsida; Ericales; Ebenaceae. Gene Ontology annotation, cellular component: membrane. The transcript is spliced from 2 exons. The record is from RefSeq and is a predicted model, not a curated record. Bases 425 to 2284 code for a protein of 619 amino acids.